Drosophila busckii is the source of this 2803-nucleotide messenger RNA. It is a transcript of the gene Ythdf, whose product is annotated as YTH domain-containing family protein. Gene Ontology annotation, biological process: mRNA destabilization. The transcript has 10 exons. The record is from RefSeq and is a predicted model, not a curated record. Lineage: Eukaryota; Metazoa; Arthropoda; Insecta; Diptera; Drosophilidae. Gene Ontology annotation, molecular function: mRNA binding; N6-methyladenosine-containing RNA reader activity. Bases 62 to 2188 code for a protein of 708 amino acids. Gene Ontology annotation, cellular component: cytoplasm.
AUACAUAUACGUUUUGUUUAUUUAAUUUUUUGCCAACAAAGAAAGCGGAAUUCUGCUGCAAAUGUCAGGCGUGGAUCAGAUGAAAAUAUCAGGAACUACAGCAAAAUCUGUUGAGGAGCGUAAUAUACCAUGGAGCCAACAAGUUGACGAGGCAUCAUAUGAAAACUUAGCUUCUCCAGCGAUUGAUGAUAGCUCUGCUAUACAAAGCUCAAUGCAAUUCCAAUUUCCCCCUUUCAAUGCUAAGGAAAAUAGUAAUUUAUCUAUAAGUACUUUAAACAAGGGACGUAAAUCUUUACACAAUCAUGAUAUAAGAAAAAAAUAUGGAAAUAAUGGAUCUUUUAAUAUACCUAAACGUGACGACCACCAAUUGAAUGCUUGGAAUACAAGACGACUUUUUACAGAAAACACUGCACCGUUUCGUAAUAACGAUGGCAGCUCGAAAUUGGAGAACUACACGAAUCAGAACAUGGACGAGGCAAAAAUGCAAUCAGCACCAAAUGCACCGAAAAAAACAACAUGGGCAUCGAUCGCAUCGCAACCAGCUAAACUUACUUCAAAAACAACAUUUACAACUUCCAGCCAUAAGAAGAAAGGACCCGGAAUGCCACCACCACCCAUGGUGCCGGGAAAACACAAUUUAGAUGUUAAUGUAUGGGACCUACCUAAUAGUAGUCCUCCGCCAGUACCAUCCCCGCCUUUACCAAUUAAUUUUCCAGCUGCGGAACGUAAUUCAAACGCAACAAAUUGUGAGGAGCCGUCCAUAAGUUCACGUCCCGAAAAGCCCUUAAAAAGUACAGAAUACUCAAAUAAAGAGGAUACAUGCCAAGAGUUACGCAAUAGCAGUGCUACGAAACCACCUCCAAAUAGUCAAUCUCGCAAAAAUUGGGUUUCCCAGUCGCCAAAUCAUCAUCAUGAUAAUCGAAAAGUAGGCCCAAAUUCAUUGCCUAUUACUGCUCGACGAGUCGUAUCUAGUGGUUCUCGUUAUAAUGAACGUAGAGAACUUUUCAAUGGUUCACGAAAUGAUUACGAAAAGUUGAGAGAUGAAAAUAAUCCACGUACCAUACAAAGUGCGCCCUUAAUUGAAUUAACAUCUGACCCGCAAAUAUUAUUGGACGAAUUAAAAGACAAAAACAAUUAUAACCCCAUAGAAAUUGACAUAAAUAAAGCUUCAGCUGCACGAUUUUUUGUCAUAAAAUCAUAUUCGGAAGAUGAUAUACAUCGAAGUAUAAAAUAUGAGAUUUGGUGUUCCACAGAUCAUGGUAAUAAGCGCCUGGACGAUGCCUUCAAAGAGCGAUACAAAGAAGGCGGCAAUGUUUUGCUUUUUUUCUCUGUCAAUGGCUCGGGACAUUUUUGCGGCAUGGCGCAGAUGAUAACCUGUGUGGAUUACAACUCGACAUCUAGCGUAUGGUCGCAAGACAAGUGGAAGGGAAAGUUUAAAGUAAAGUGGAUAUAUGUAAAAGAUGUGCCUAAUGGAAAACUUCGACACAUUCGACUAGAAAAUAAUGACAAUAAGUCAGUAACUCAUUCAAGAGAUACUCAGGAGAUUCCGAACACAAAAGGCAUUGAAGUGUUGCAGAUAUUACAUACAUUCAAGCAUUCGACGUCCAUUUUUGACGACUUUUCGCACUAUGAAAAAAAACAGGAGGAAGAAGUGUCGUCCAAGCGACCACCAGUUUUCUCAUCAGAUGCGAUUAGCCAAAACCAAACACCAAUCAACAACAGACACUUUAUCCGUCAAAACGACGACAAGGAUGGGCGUGAGCGCGAUGGUCGUGCAACCAUUGGCUUGCCACAAAAACAUUUCUUUAGCGGUGGCAACAAUUUCCGGGAGAACCGAAGCUCGCUGCAUAAAGGCGGCAAUGGUUUAGGAAGUUAUCACAACAGCUACAGCGACUAUCGAAGGGGCUUUGAUAGUCAACGACCAUUAGGCGCGGAUUAUGCUCCAAAAGAGAGAGAAAAUGCAUUUCAGUGUGAGAGUAGAGAGGAUAGAGUUAAUUUUGCAGCCCGGCACGUAUCGAUCAACCGAAGGGAGGACCAUCACAAGGCGAGAAUAACAACAAAUUAUAAACGGGACUUUAGUACUGAACAAAUUAAAGCUGAGGUGCGCUUUAGAACCGGACUGUCGACAUCAAGGGAUUUGCCAAAAACUACAAAUGAUCAAGAUAGAUUGCGAAAUAAUGAAUAUUAGUGGCUGAGCCUAACAAGUUAUGAAAAUGUUUACGAAUGUUCUUAUCAAAAGUAUUCGUGAAAUUUUGGGUUUAAGAAUUUCAAAACGAUUAUGUGCACAAGCAAGAAAUCUGAGAAAUAGAAUUAAGCUGAAAAUAGAUACAACAACCGGUAACUAGGAUUAAGUAAUACUUACAAUAUUAUAACAUUUUUAUGUAAUUUAUUAUAUUUAUAUAAACUGAUUGAAGCUUUCAUUGAACGGUUCGAAGACGUCUUAUUGGAUCGAUUUGUACACAAUUUGAAAGUCAAGAAUUUACUUGAUUCAUUCCUUGUAGCUGCACUGCAAUAUUUGAAAGCUUUUUCAUCAAUAAAAAACAUACAUCGUAUGUGAAAUAAUUAAAAGUAUAAUAUCUUCAUCUUAUAAUUCUAUUGCCUUCAAUUCUAUUAGCAGUGAUACCUAUACAACUUUCCAUUGUGUAUGCGCGUGUAAAUAUUUACAUAUGUAAGCAUGCACGCCUUGCCCAUAACUUUUUGAACCAAUCCAAAUAAUUUAACAUGUUAAUCAUAAAUAGGAAAAUAUAUCAGUUACUGGUAACAGAUAGGCACACACCAACAUAUGAACAAGCAUAUACGAAUU